Molecule: messenger RNA, 1431 nt
Organism: Rasamsonia emersonii CBS 393.64
Lineage: Eukaryota; Fungi; Ascomycota; Eurotiomycetes; Eurotiales; Trichocomaceae
Product: Cell cycle control protein (Cwf8)
Exons: 5
Coding region: 1-1431 (476 amino acids)
Biological process (GO): DNA repair; mRNA splicing, via spliceosome; protein ubiquitination
Cellular component (GO): Prp19 complex; U2-type catalytic step 1 spliceosome; cytoplasm
Molecular function (GO): ubiquitin protein ligase activity; protein binding
Source: RefSeq, a predicted model, not a curated record
AUGCAGUGUGCAAUAUCCGGUGAGGCACCGCAGGUGCCUGUCGUCUCGACCAAGAGCGGCAAUGUGUUCGAAAAACGCCUCAUCGAAGCUUAUAUCGCAGAGCACGGGAAAGACCCUGUAACAGGGGAGGAGCUAUCGACGGAUGAUCUGGUGGAAGUGAAGACAUCACGCAUCGUUCGACCGCGGCCCCCUACGCUCACGUCGAUCCCCUCGCUUCUCAGCGUCUUCCAAGAGGAAUGGGAUGCGCUGGCGUUGGAGACGUAUCAACUGCGACAGGCGCUUGCUCAGACGAGGCAGGAACUCAGUACAGCUCUGUACCAGCACGAUGCCGCGGUGCGAGUCAUUGCGAGACUGACCAAGGAGCGGGAUGAGGCUCGCGAUGCGCUCGCCAAGGUUUCUGUUGGGGCAGCUCGUGCACCCGCAGGUGCCGACACUAUGCAGGUUGAUAGCACGGGGCUUCCACAGGCUGUGGUUGCCAGAAUCGAAAGUACACAGGAGAAGCUCUCCAAGACGCGGAGCAAACGCCCAAUCCCGGAUGGCUGGGCUACCAGCGAAGCGAUUCAAGAGUACAAGCCCGCGCAGAGCACCGAAUCGUUGUAUCCAGGUGGGAAGUCGCUGGCUUUGGACCCAACUGGCGACCUCGUACUCGUUGGCGGCGUCGACGGUGUUGCUGGCGUGUACUCGCUAUCCAAACAGCAGGUUGUCCAAACCUUGAAGGCAGGUGGUCCAGUCACGGAUGCGGUUUGGGCUGGAAACAAGGCCAUCGUGGCUUCUGCCACGGGCGCUGUUAAGGUUUUCGAAAAUGGCACAGAAAUCGCCAACUUCACGUCGCAUGCUGGUGAAGUGACUGCUCUUGCUGUACACCCUUCUGGCGAUAUUAUCGGGUCUGUAGGUGUUGAUAAGAGCUAUGUGCUUUACGACCUCACUACGUCUUCACCUAUAACACAGAUUUUCAGCGAUUCCGGCCUGAUCUCUGCAAAGUUCCAUCCGGAUGGACACCUUUUUGCCGUGGGCGGCACGGACGGGCAGAUCAAGAUCUUCGAUGUCAAGUCGGGCGCUGCGGCGGCGAGCUUCCCUAUGUCUGCUCCGGUGACCUGUCUUGAAUUUUCCGAGAAUGGAUACUUCAUGGCUGCUGUUACGGAGAACUCUACGUCCAUUUCGGUGUGGGACUUGCGUAAAUCGAAGUUGCUCAAGGUCUUGGAGACGGGUACCAGGAUCAGCUCUCUGAACUGGGACUACACUGGCCAAUUCCUUCUGACUGGUGGACCUAACGGUCUGACCGUGCAGCAGUAUACCAAAUCCACCAAGGAAUGGUCGGAGCCGCUUCGCAGUGCUGUGCCUGCAGUUGCAGUGGCAUGGGGGGCGUCCGCCCAGAGCAUAUUGGCGCUCAAUGAGGAGGGUGUUAUCACGGUGUUGGCGUCACAAGCAUGA